Molecule: messenger RNA, 10548 nt
Organism: Coregonus sp. 'balchen'
Lineage: Eukaryota; Metazoa; Chordata; Actinopteri; Salmoniformes; Salmonidae
Source: the annotation of a GenBank genome assembly
GUGUCAUCAGGACAGCCCUAUCCAACAUGGACAGAGAGGCCAGGGAGCGCUACUCUGUGGUGGUCCAAGCCAAAGACAUGGCCGGCUCGGUGGGUGGGUUGUCAGGCUCCACCACCGUCAAUGUCACUCUGACAGACGUCAACGACAAUCCUCCCAAAUUCCCCCAGAGUAUGUACACAGACGUCUGUUUGUUCGUUUUUCUACCUCAAUAUUUGUCCUUACAUAUUGAUUCUCUACUGUAAUAAAACAUAGGAUUUAAACAGCACUAUAUCGAACACUAUAUAGGUUUUAAAACACUAAGAUGUUUGUACUGUAAGUAAUGCACCAUAGAAAUUGAAUCUUAGAAUCAGUGAUUCUAUUUCUGUGUACUGCACAGCCAAAUGUUACUUUUAAAUAAAACUCCCCAAGUUGUAGCUUUAUAGUAGAUGUUUGUUAAUGCAGGGGUGGCUGUAAGUGAUACAAACAUGAUGUAUGAUGUAGUGUGCAGAUGAUUGUUGAAUUGCAAGCAGACAGGAAAUGUGAUUAAUUGACCCAUUUAUUCACAUCUACAUCUAGCUGGUAUGCAUGAACAGUAGGCUAAUUACUCCUCCAUCUUGUCAUAAAUGCUAUAUCAUUCAUGCCAAGAUAAUAACUUAUUGCUUAUUCAUGUGCUCAUCCCAUUACAGAAAACUACCAGCUGUACGUUCCAGAGUCUGCUCAGAUUGGAAAAGCUGUGGGUAAAAUCAAAGCCACUGAUGAAGAUUUGGGUGUCAAUGCAGAGAUUAGGUACAGCAUAACCAAUGCAGAGGGGAAGGCCAUGUUCUCCAUCACUGCAGACACUGACCAGAAGGAAGGCAUCAUAUCACUAAGACAGGUACUGUUGAGAUGCACACAUUCAUUUUCCAGUGAAAAUAAAACCAUCUGUGGUUGUGCUUUAUGUUACAGUUCUCUUGGUGUUUACUGAGAAACCACAAGGUAAUAUGGUAAUUACUGUAUACAUAAUAAUUACCUAAUAAAUAUGCUUUUUAUUUAUUUGGGAUGAAUUAAAAGAAGUAGUACCAUUACGUACCAUUAGGCCACACUAGCGCUAAUUGUGUUAAUACUAUGAGUAAGUACUCAUUGUUACCACAUAGGCUGUUCUCUCAAAUACCAAUGGAAGCAGGACUGUAAAGAAAAGCAAGGCUUUGAAAAGGGAUUGAUUGUCGGUUUCCUCCGCAGCCUUUGAACUAUGAGAAGAGGAAAGUCCACACGCUUCACAUAGAGGGAGUGAACACUCACCUGGACCCACGCUUCUCCCACCUGGGCCCCUUCAAAGAUACCACCACUCUCCGGAUCAUCAUCGGAGACGUAGACGAGCCACCUGUCUUCUCCAUGGACUAUUACAUCAUGGACGUGUACGAGAACUCCCCUGUGGGAACAGAGGUCGGCACAGUGACGGCUCAGGACCCUGACAGUACCAAAAGCCCUGUAAGGUAUGGGAUAUGCAAGGGGCGGCCAUUUUGUUGGACUCCAAAACGCCAUCACAAGAUUCAAAGCUUCUACCUUUCCAUGUUGAAAGUCAGAUGGUUUUUUGAAUGAUAGAUUAAACAGCAUCAUUUCAUUUUCAAUUCAAUUCAAUUCAAACUUUAUUUUAUUCAUUCUAUUUUAGUUGUUCCCUCUCCUACAUGUAGGUAUUUUAUAGACCACAGUGAAGAGGAGCAAGUGUAUUUCACCAUUGGUGUGAAUAACGGGGGGAUUAAGACCACCCGGAGUCUGGACAGAGAGGAUGUGGCCUGGCACAACAUCACUGUGAUGGCAUCAGAGGUUGGUAAGUAACAUCUGACACAGCGGAGGAUCCUUAUCUAGGAAUCAUCUUACCUUAUUAUCAUUUUGCUUUUAAAUAAUGAUGACUUUAUUAUGACUUUCAACAUGGAGGAUAAUAUAUGCUCAUGACACUGCAUGAAUACAUUAACGAUGUCACUUUAAUCAUAUGUAUCAACAUUAAACACAUGGCUCUUGAAAAUAAACAGCCAGCAGUGCCUUGUGGGAUUGAUGCGGGGCUGCGUGUGUAACAUCAUAGUGUGAUGCUGAAGGUGGUCGAGUCAAUCAAUUCUUCUUCUCCCUCUCUUUCUCCACUGAUGCUUAUCUAAGCAAUUACUCUUUCCUUUACCCUUUUCUGCAUAAUAGUGUUCAGCUAAUGGACUGAACUAGCCAUCGAUAAAUGUCAGCUAACGCUGCGCUGAUUGUGUUACGUCACCUUAAUUAAUGGGAAAACCAGUCCGCACCUUUCCGGAGACUGGUGUAUGUUAAUGAGGGAUUCAUGACUUACAUAAACACUAUACAUAUAGUGCAUAGUGUAUAUUAGCAAAGUGUCACUUGUAAUGUCCUGUGUGCUAGCUAUAUGUAUAUUAAGUGAGACAAACUACUGUGCAACCACACAGCAUGUUUCUGUUCCAUUCUGCCUACUGCUGUAGCUUGGGGUUAGUACGUCUCCUGUCCCGACUCUAGAUGUUGGUUGGUGGUCGUUGUGGCUGUAAUUUAUGGAUGCGUGAAAUGGGAAAAUAUGAUUUAUGUAUCCCACGUUUAAUAGGAACAUGAUUUCUCUGUGGAGCCUCAGGGAGUGAAAUGUGCUGCCAGGCAGCAGGAGUUUAGUUGAGUGACCGGGUCACCUUUCGAAGGGAAUUUACACUUCACCUGGCAACAUGGCCAACCUCAGGAGACAGACAAACACAAGAUAUGCAAAUGAGGGAAGGCUCAGUGGGGAUGUGACCUUAAUUGAUGGAGAGAUGCUCUGAGAAAAAAAGGAUGUAGAGUACAUAACAUGCACUAUAAGUGCAAGGCAUGAACCCUGGACAGAAAAAUAUACAGUGGGGGAAAAAAGUAUUUAGUCAGCCACCAAUUGUGCAAGUUCUCCCACUUAAAAAGAUGAGAGAGGCCUGUAAUUUUCAUCAUAGGUACACGUCAACUAUGACAGACAAAAUGAGAAUUUUUUUCUCCAGAAAAUCACAUUGUAGGAUUUUUAAUGAAUUUAUUUGCAAAUUAUGGUGGAAAAUAAGUAUUUGGUCAAUAACAAAAGUUUCUCAAUACUUUGUUAUAUACCCUUUGUUGGCAAUGACACAGGUCAAACGUUUUCUGUAAGUCUUCACAAGGUUUUCACACACUGUUGCUGGUAUUUUGGCCCAUUCCUCCAUGCAGAUCUCCUCUAGAGCAGUGAUGUUUUGGGGCUGUCGCUGGGCAACACGGACUUUCAACUCCCUCCAAAGAUUUUCUAUGGGGUUGAGAUCUGGAGACUGGCUAGGCCACUCCAGGACCUUGAAAUGCUUCUUACGAAGCCACUCCUUCGUUGCCUGGGCGGUGUGUUUGGGAUCAUUGUCAUGCUGAAAGACCCAGCCACGUUUCAUCUUCAAUGCCCUUGCUGAUGGAAGGAGGUUUUCACUCAAAAUCUCACGAUACAUGGCCCCAUUCAUUCUUUCCUUUACACGGAUCAGUCGUCCUGGUCCAUUUGCAGAAAAACAGACCCAAAGCAUGAUGUUUCCACCCCCAUGCUUCACAGUAGGGGGUAUGGUGUUCUUUGGAUGCAACUCAGCAUUCUUUGUCCUCCAAACACGACGAGUUGAGUUUUUACCAAAAAGUUAUAUUUUGGUUUCAUCUGACCAUAUGACAUUCUCCCAAUCCUCUUCUGGAUCAUCCAAAUGCACUCUAGCAAACUUCAGACGGGCCUGGACAUGUACUGGCUUAAGCAGGGGGACACGUCUGGCACUGCAGGAUUUGAGUCCCUGGCGGCGUAGUGUGUUACUGAUGGUAGGCUUUGUUACUUUGGUCCCAGCUCUCUGCAGGUCAUUCACUAGGUCCCCCCGUGUGGUUCUGGGAUUUUUGCUCACCGUUCUUGUGAUCAUUUUGACCCCACGGGGUGAGAUCUUGCGUGGAGCCCCAGAUCGAGGGAGAUUAUCAGUGGUCUUGUAUGUCUUCCAUUUCCAAAUAAUUGCUCCCACAGUUGAUCUCUUCAAACCAAGCUGCUUACCUAUUGCAGAUUCAGUCUUCCCAGCCUGGUGCAGGUCUACAAUUUUGUUCCGGGUGUCCUUUGACAGCUCUUUGGUCUUGGCCAUAGUGGAGUUUGGAGUGUGACUGUUUGAGGUUGUGGACAGGUGUCUUUUAUACUGAUAACAAGUUCAAACAGGUGCCAUUAAUACAGGUAACGAGUGGAGGACAGAGGAGCCUCUUAAAGAAGAAGUUACAGGUCUGUGAGAGCCAGAAAUCUUGCUUGUUUGUAGGUGACCAAAUACUUAUUUUCCACCAUCAUUUGCAAAUAAAUUCAUUAAAAAUCCUACAAUGUGAUUUUCUGCAUUUUUUUCUUCUAAAUUUGUCUGUCAUAGUUGACGUGUACCUAUGGUGAAAAUUACAGGCCUCUCUCAUCUUUUUAAGUGGGAGAACUUGCACAAUUGGUGGCUGACUAAAUACUUUUUCCCCCCCACUGUAUAGGCCUAUAACAAUGUCUUGAAAAUGCCAUGCCAUUGCUUGGGACAUUUUUUAUUUAUUUUUACAUUUGUUUAUUUUUAUUUUUGCUGGACCCCAGCAAAAAUUAAGGUAGUAAUUUACAUAGGGGGUUAAAAUAUGUGUUUAGUGUUUUAGUGUUUUGCAUAGAGAUACAAUAUAAAAGUGUUAUAUUUAAUUCCAUGGUUUUAUGCAUGUUGAUCUUUGUUUGUUUGUUAUUUUCAGACAAUCCCAGUCUCGUCAGCCAUGUUCCUGUAACAAUCCAGGUGUUGGAUGUAAAUGACAAUGCUCCCUACAUAGCAAGAGACAAUGAAAUCAUUGUGUGUGAAAGCUCCAGGGCAGGACAGGUGAGUAUCUUUCACUUUCACCUCCCUCCCUCUUUCCUGCUCUUUUCCACUUCAUUCCCUCUCUCUCCCACCUUCUCUCCCAUUAGCUCAUAUUCUCCUUAUUCAACUAUGUUGUCUUUUAAAACCUCUUAUCAAGCACACACAUGCAUACACUCACACACAUUCUCGCACAGACACACACACACAUAUACACACAAACCCUCUCUGCCUUUAUUGUGUGUUUGACACCAUCAGGAAUGGAUUUAUCUGUGGUGCUGCAGACCUUUGCAGCCUCUUGAACCUAUAAAUUAUUCAGCAUGUACCAAUGUCUCCACAAGCAGAUAGGAGCUGCAUUAAGCGCAACAGAGCCGGAUUGCAGAAAAUGUUUAUCAUCGCUCAUUCAAAUUUGGCCCAUGUGCAGCAAAGCACGACUGCUCAGAUUCAUAUCGCAAUAGCAGUCUCUCUUCAUAUUUUCCCCAUUGAAUUAAGAUUACUAGACAGACUGCAGCAUAUAAUCAGUGAGCUGGCUAAAGGCAACAGAUGAUGCAUGCUAAGAUGAAAUGUCGAGGGGCUUUUUCAAACACUGCAACAAAUUACAGUAACUUCAAGUAACUUUCAGGGAAUUUGGCUUGAUUCAUAGUAAAUUAUGCUGUUAUGUUCAUCGAAAGGAAAUAAAUUAUAAUUUUGUUUAGAACUAGUUGUACAUGUUUUGUUAGGGAGGAUUACUGUAUGCUACCACAAGUUCAGGAAUGCUUCUCAUAGACUGACAAUGCUAUAGCACAGUAGAGUGUGUAGGUAGCCAGGUUAGAAGACACUAUAAUUGGUGUACUAUCCAUAUGAGAAUUUCUAACUCUCAGGUCAUCUGCCGGUAGAAGUCAACUUCCUUCAUUGAGCUGACAUUAUAUCAGGAACAGUGCUCUUGGAGUCAGGCCAUAUCCCCCACCUCUGAUAUACACUUCUGCCUGGAACAAGACUGCAUGUGAAAUACUGGCACAUGUCCUCAUGGAAAGGGAGGGAGGAAAAACACAUGUACCUAUAAUACAAUAAUAAUAAUUGUCAGUGACUUUCUUUACUUAUUCCCAUUAUAUGUAGCUCCUAAUACAUAUGUACUGUAGACUGUAUAAACAUACAUGUGACGUAAAACGUUUCUCACCCCCGUAUUCCUCUCCCUCUCGUCCUCUCACUCCUCUCCCUCUUCUCUGACAGUUGAUCCAGACAGUGAAGCCAUCAGACAUGGACAACUUUGCAAAUGGACGGUUCUCCUUUGCUCUGCCAACUGGUGUUCCAGUCAAUCCUAACUUCACCCUGAAGGAUAAUGAAGGUAGGCUGGUUACUGUGGUUUUCUGUGGUGAUUUAAAAAUGUACACAGCAUUUUGUUGAAUCGCCACAAGGGAUAUGUGUUGGGACAGAUAUUUGUGGCAGAUACUCUGGAGCGUCAUUACUAACACAAUCAUAUCUAGUGGUGUUUGUUGUCAAACAGUUAGCACCAUUUACACUUUCUCCUCCCUGGAGACGUUUUAAUAUCAAAUGGAAGGACCUGCAGUGGUGUUUCCUUGGUAACAGCCAUUGUUUUUUUUCUUUUUAGCUUAAGGCUCCUUGGCUGAAUUCAGAGAGAACACUGUUAUGUUCUUUUUUUCCUUGUCUGAAAACCCAAUUGCUCCUUUGGCAGAUCAGGGAGAAUCUCAAGAUCAAGGUAGACUUCCAAGAUGGAUCACAGCAAUCAGUAUGAUGCCAGACAGAGGAAGUGAGCUUCCACUGAGUUUUGUAUCAGUGCUCUGUGCUCUUGGUGGUGGUGUAGCCUAGUACUUGGCUUUUAUCUCCUUCCCAACUGGCUCUAUUUUCCCUCAGGCGCUUGUUCAGUGAAACCACAUUUCCACUGAUGUGUCAUGAGGCCUAUGUUUACACAUACAGGAGGACCAGGUAGUACUCCUCAGAUAGAGCUAAAAUGAACACUGCUGCUUCAGUGCACUGAUUGGGUGGAAGUAGGAUACAUUAGCUCCCUCUGGCUGUGUGGAAUCUUUGCCCUCAGAACAGCCUCAAUUUGACGGGGCAUGGACUCUACAAGGUGUCGAAAGUGUUCCACAAGGAUGCUGACUCCAAUGCUUCCCACAGUUGUGUCAAGUUGGCUGGAUGUCCUUUGGGUGGUGGACCAUUCUUGAUAGACACGGGAAACUGUUGAGCGUGAAAAACCCAGCAGGAUUGCAGUUCUUGACACAAACCGGUGCACCUGGCACCUACUACCAUACCCCAUUCAAAGGCACUUAAAUAUUUUGUCUUGCCAAUGUACCCUCUGAAUGGCAAACAUUCCCAAUCCAUGUCUCAACAGUCUCAAGGCAUAAAAAUACUUAUUUAACCUGUUUCCUCCCUUUCAUCUACACUGAUUGAUGUGGAUUUAACAAGAGACAUCGAUAAGGGAUCAUAGCUUUCACCUGGAUUUACCUGGUCAGUCUAUGUCAUGGAAAGGCCAUAUGUUCUCAGUCAGUGUGCUGUGGGACAAUCUGGAUGAUUUCCUGCUGUUCACCAGCUGAUAGACAUUAUUUAUUUAGCCAGAAAUUCCUUGUGAAUGCAGUAGAUUCUUACAGACAUACAGCAGCUUACUCUCCAGUGAGGAUGUGUUAAAGAGAUAGAUAAUAAUCUCUGAUUUCCUCUGCUGUAAUCAUAAUAAUUUAGAGGAAGAAAGAAUCUUGGAGGUGGCUUUAUAUUCUAUUGUCUCCCAAGUGGAGGAUGAAUGAAAGAUAUUGUCUCUUUCUUGUUUACCUGUUUCCUUGCAGUGGGCAAAGAGAUAAAGUAAUGAAUUUUGACUUGAAGCCAGUGGGCCAGGGCCCCUGCAUGCCAAUAGGAAUCCUAUGUAAAUGAAUGCUUCCUCCUAAGCACCUUCCCAUGGGCUCGCUCUGUUGGAAUACAUUUGUUGAUAUCCAGAAGGAUGCAAGGGUUGAACACCCCCCCCCCCCCCCCCCCCCCCCCACCACCACCCCUCCUCCUCCUCCCCCCACCUCUCUUCCCCUGUCUCUUACCAUCCCAAGUGACAUGCUUUAUCAUGGCUCUGUGCUCCUGGGGGAAAAUGAAUCUGCAUUGUGAAAAUGUGGGCCGUGAUUGUGCAUACAAAUGCGUGGCUCUGGGUCGUGAAAAUUGAAAAUCUGCUGGAGCCUCUUCAGAAUGAGAAAUGCUGUCGCAGCAGCUGUGCUGGCCUGGAUAGAGUACUUUUGGCAAGUGUUAAUAAAGCCUGAAGAGGCACUCGCUAUCUGUUCCCAGUCCUUUCUUAUAGAUAGCAGCAGGAAUAAGUGGAGAACAAUGGGCAUCCUCUGCAAUGUUGGAGAACACUCCUCAUACCUCAGGGAAAGGUUGUGCUGUUUUUCUGUGUUCUUCUGUUCUCUGUGGUUGCCUAUGUGAUUUCAGGGGUAAAAACAGGUCAGGGCCAGUUCUUUAUAUUUUGGGAAAGGAUAUCAAAGGAUAACCUAAAUAAAUAAACAUUUAUAUAAUAUACACUGAGUAUACCAAACAUUAGGAACACCUCCUAAUAUUGAGUUGCACCCCCUUUUGCCCUCAGAACAGCCUCAAUUUGUCAGGGCAUGAACUCUACAAGGUGUCGAAAGCGUUCCACAAGGAUGCUGACCCAUGUUGACAAUGCUUCCCACAGUUGUGUCAAAAAGAUGGCUGGAUACACACAGGAAACUGUUGAGUUCUUGACACAAACCGGUGUGCCUGGUACCUACUACCAUACCCUGUUCAAAGGCACUUACAUUUUUUUUGUCUUACCCACUCACUCUCUGAAUGGCACACAUACACAAUCCAUGUCUCAAUUGUCUUAAAACUUAAAAAUCCUUCUUUAACCUGUCUCCUCCCCUUCAUCUACACUGAUUGAAGUGGAUUUAACAAGUGAAAUCAAUAAGGGAUCAUAGCUUUCACCUGAAUUGACAUAUAUUCUAUGUCAUGGAAAGAGCAUAUGUUCUUAAUGUUUUGUAUACUCAGUGUGGAAUAGGAAUGUGUCAUAUUACCCAAUUUCUUUAAUAAAUCUAAAGAAAAUGUGUGCUCCGUUUGUGUUGUGCUUUGGCUUUAAUGGAAAAAUACACUGCAUUUUGGGUAAUGUCUGUAUCAAGUCUUAUAGUGGCUUUUUGUCAACAUAAUACAUCCAGUGUAUUUUCAACCUCUUGUCAUUCCACUCCAGACAACACUGCCAGCAUCGUGGCACGGAGGCGUCAGUUCAGCCAGGCGGAGCAGGAUCUCUACCAGCUUCCUGUGGUUGUCAGGGAUGGAGGGGAGCCCGUCCUGAGCAGCACCUCCACCCUGACCCUCCGGGUGUGUGUCUGCCAGAGAGGAGGUGGCAGCAGUAGCAGCAGCAACAGGGUGAGGGCCUGCCAAGUCCCAGCCUUCCUCUCCACAGCAGGCCUGAGCACCGGGGCCUUUAUCGCCAUUCUGCUCUGCAUCAUCAUCCUGCUGGGUAAGAGACAAGUGAAGUGGAAGGAGGGGGGAGGUAGUGGCCACGUGGAGGAGAGAAGUUGGGAGAGAAGGGGGAGAGAGAAAGAGAGGGAGGGAGGGAAAGCUGGAGGAGUACCUCUGGCUGAUUUGUUUCCAGCAGUAAAAGGCCACAAGUCCACCCUCAAAUCACUUUGCAGGUCAUUGCCAUCAGAGAAUCAGGUGUGUGUUUUGAACCUUUAGACUGGUGUAGUGUAAUGACAUAUUGUAAGUCGCUGUGGUCAGUGGUGGAAAAAGUACUCAAUUGUCAUACUUGAGUAAAAGUAAAGAUACCUUAAAAGAAAAUGACUCAAGUACUUGAGUAAAAGUCUAAAAGUAUUUGGUUUUAAAUAUACUUAAGUAUCAAAAGUAAAAGUAAAAGUAUAAACCAUUUCAAAUUCCUUAUUUUAAGCAAACCAGACAGCACAAAUACCCAGGGGAACAUUCCAUCACUCAGACAUAAUUUACAAACGAAGCAUUUGUGUUUAGUGAGUCUACCAGAUCAGAGGCAGUAGGGAUGACCAGGGAUGUUCUCUUGAUGAGUGUGUGAAUUGGACCAUUUUCCUGUCAAAAUGUAACGUGUACUUUUGGGUGUCAGGGAAAUGUAUGGGGAAAAAAGUACAUUAUUUUCUUUAGGAAUGUAGUGAUGUAAAAGUUGGCACAAAUAUGAAUAGUAAAGUAAAGUACAAAUACCCGAAAAAACUACUUAAGUAGAACUUUAAAGUAUUUUUACUUAAUUACUUUGCACCACUGGCUGUGGUCUUGUCCCCUCUCCUCUGACAUGUCCUGUACUGUAGCCAUCGUGGUGCUAUUUGUCCUCCUGCGGAGCAAAAAGGGCAAGAAGGAGCCGUUGAUCAUCUCUGAGGAGGACAUCCGGGAGAACGUGGUCACCUACGACGACGAGGGCGGGGGCGAGGAGGACACGGAGGCAUUUGACAUUGCAGCGCUGCGGAACCCCGCCGGGGCAGAACAGAGGAGGCUGCGGCGGGAGGUAAGGUCUGGGACGGAGGGGUGGCUGGUGGCCUGCGGGCCCCGGAGCCCGUCCCUCGUGCUGCUGGAUACAGAGGACAUGCACCACGUCAUCAGACAGAGAGUGGUGGACGCUGACAAAGACACCAGCGGGCCGCCCUAUGACUCCCUCCAGACGUACGCGUAUGAGGGCUGCGGCUCUGCCACAGGGUCGGUCAGCUCUCUGGGGCUGGCCCAGGUCCUGCCCCCUGAACCCAGCUACAGUGACCUGGAGGACUGGGAGCUGGAGGGCCACAUGCAGGCCAGACUGUUUGGGACAGAACUCUCUGAGACAGAACAGACCAUAACCCCC